UUUGGCUUAUUAGAGUUUACCACCAAAUGACCAUGGCUUAAAGAAGUUCAGCCCAAUGGAAUCAGUUAACCGAGGGAAGUCGCACAGGAAAGACGUUUAAACGCUGAAACAAAACGCAAACAAAUUGUUCCCCCCACUCAGGCAUUGAAUACAGGCCUUUGACGGCAAAAGAAAGAUACGUGAAAAAAGAAAGUGAAGCAAAGAAAAAAUAGCCACAAAAAUACGAAAGAAAUUUAUUUGUACCAAAAGAAAAAAUUUGAAAUUGAAAUUCACAAGAAAACAAAAAAUAUUUUAACAGAAAUUUUGAAAUAAUAAAAAAGCCCGAAUUGAGUGAUUUUCGAAUAACAUAAUCAUCGACGUUUGGGAAAUUAUUACAACAGUUGAAGUUCGAAUUAUUAACUCUCUUUGGGAUAUGUACUCUCAAAUCAGUUAAUCUCUCUGAGAGUAGUUUACAAACCCCAUUCCUGAAGAGUAAUUCUCCACAACAACAAAAUGAGUGCAAUAGCCAAUACGGCGGCGGUGGUUGGUGGCGCUUUGACGGCGGCCACCAGCAAUAGCUGGUUCAUACCCACCCUACUGGCGGCCAUAGCCUAUUUCCAAUAUGAAGAAAUUAUGGAUCCAGAAUCUAAGCCCAUAGACACGGCCGGAGAUGAAAUAAGGGAUCAUUAUGAUUUCAUAGUGAUAGGAGCGGGAUCGGCUGGGGCGGUGGUGGCGAAUCGUUUGACCGAGGUGGAAAAUUGGAAUGUGUUGCUAUUGGAGGCGGGCGGUGAUGAAACGGAAAUAUCGGAUGUUCCACUGAUGGCGGGAUAUUUGCAGCUAAGUAAAAUGGAUUGGAAAUAUAAAACGGAGCCAUCGGGUACCACAUGUCUGGCCAUGAAUGGUGGUCGCUGCAACUGGCCAAGGGGCAAGGUCCUGGGUGGUUCCAGUGUUCUGAAUUAUAUGCUGUAUCUUCGAGGCAGUAAACAUGAUUAUGAUAGCUGGGAGGCCUUGGGCAACCCUGGUUGGGGUUAUCGUGAUGCCUUGUAUUAUUUCAAGAAAUCUGAGGACAAUACCAAUCCCUAUUUGGCCAGUACCCCUUAUCACUCGACGGGUGGUUAUUUGACGGUGGGAGAGGCGCCCUAUCACACACCCUUGGCGGCAAGUUUUGUGGAGGCUGGUGUGGAAAUGGGUUAUGAAAAUCGUGAUUUGAAUGGUGAGAAACAGGCUGGCUUUAUGAUUGCCCAGGGUACUACCAGGCGGGGCAGUCGUUGCAGUACUGCCAAGGCCUUUUUGAGACCGGCUCGCCUAAGACCCAAUUUACACAUUUCCAUGAACUCGCAUGUCACAAGAAUCAUGAUUGAUCCUGUCAGCAAAUUGGCCUUUGGUGUGGAGUUCGUAAAGGAUCAAAAGCUCUAUCAUGUUCGGGCCAAAAAGGAGGUGAUUUUGUCGGGAGGUUCGGUGAACUCGCCCCAAUUGCUGAUGUUAUCGGGUAUUGGGCCGCGCAAGGAAUUGGCCAAGCAUCGCAUACCGGUCAUCAAGGAGCUGAAUGUGGGUGAGAAUAUGCAGGAUCACAUUGGCCUGGGAGGUUUGACCUUCAUGGUUAACCAACCGGUGUCGAUUGUGGAGAAUCGAUUCCACUCCAUGUCCACGGUGUUGCAAUAUGCUGUCUUUGGUCAGGGCCCCUUGACCAUUUUGGGCGGGGUGGAAGGUCUGGCCUUUGUUAAUACCAAAUAUGCCAACACCUCUCUGGACUGGCCGGAUAUUGAAUUUCAUUUUGUCUCCGGCUCUACAAAUUCCGAUGGCGGCAAUCAGCUGCGCAAGGCCCAUGGCCUGACAGAUGCCUUUUAUCGUACGGUCUUUGAGAAAAUCAAUAAUCACGAUGUCUGGAGCAUUAUACCCAUGUUGUUGAGGCCACGCAGCAAGGGUUCCAUAAAACUUCGAUCCGGAAAUCCCUUCGAUUAUCCCUACAUUAUACCCAACUAUUUGACAGAUGAUUUCGACACCAAAACUCUGAUAGAAGGGGUGAAAAUUGCCGUGGCCCUUUCGAGAACGAAGGCUAUGCAGAGGUUUGGUUCCCGACUCUCGGCCAUCAAGUGGCCUGGAUGCCAGCACCUACAAUUAUUCACCGAUCCUUAUUGGGAGUGUAUGAUCCGGCAUUAUACAGUGACAAUUUAUCACCCAGUCGGCACAUGUAAAAUGGGUCCCUAUUGGGACCCCGAAGCUGUGGUAGAUCCCCAGCUGAGAGUCUAUGGUAUUCGUGGCCUGCGCGUCAUCGAUGCCAGUAUCAUGCCCAAUUUGGUCAGUGCCAAUACCAAUGCUCCGGUCAUUAUGAUUGCCGAAAAAGGCUCCGACAUGAUCAAGGAAUUUUGGAUUAAAAACACCGUGGUGUAGAGCGGGGGUGGGGGUGGAAAGGGAAGGCGAAGAAAUGAGACCAGUGAAUGAAAUAUUAUUUUUAGAUUUAGAUUUUUAAGUUAUGUGAAACCAAAUGAAAAAAUAAAUUUAGUGUGCCUGUCAUAGUUUAGAAAUUUAUAUAAACAAAUAAGAAUUAUUUAUUUAAGCAAAUUUUAUUGACAAGUAAAUUUAAAUUUU
This is a messenger RNA of Musca domestica (house fly), 2568 nucleotides long. Its product is annotated as glucose dehydrogenase [FAD, quinone]. Gene Ontology annotation, molecular function: oxidoreductase activity, acting on CH-OH group of donors; flavin adenine dinucleotide binding. The coding region runs from base 493 to 2370 and encodes 625 amino acids. NCBI's taxonomy places the organism in Eukaryota, Metazoa, Arthropoda, Insecta, Diptera, Muscidae. The transcript is spliced from 3 exons. The record is from RefSeq and is a predicted model, not a curated record.